GGCCAUUACCAUGCGAGGAGCCGGUUGUACCAUUAAUGAUUUGUGGGAUCGGGAUGUCGACCAAAAGGUGGCGCGGACCAAGACACGGCCGCUGGCGGGAGGUGAUGUGACCGUGAGUCAGGCCAUUGGCUUUUUGGCGGCACAAUUGUCCGUCGGAUUGGGAGUUUUGGUCAGUUUGCCACACACGUGGUAUUGCUUUCAAUGGGGCACGGCAUCCUUGCCUCUGGUAGCCAUGUAUCCCUUGACCAAACGAUUCUUGCCGUGGCCACAAAUGUUCCUCGGUGUAACCAUUAACUGGGGCGCCUGGAUGGGAUGGGCAGCCACGCAUGGGAGCAUGGAUUGGUCCAUUGUCCCGUUCCUUUAUGGAUCGGGAGUGACUUGGACGCUGGUCUAUGAUACCAUUUAUGCCCAUCAGGACAAGGCAGAUGAUACCAAGUUGGGGUUGCAUUCCACGGCAUUGGCAUUUGGUGACAAUGAUCAGCAACAAAAGAUGGUGCUUCAUGGACUGGCAGCACUGACAUGGCUCCAAUGGAUGGCGGUGGGAUACAAUGCGAGUGACUUUUUGGCCGUGCCCUACUAUCAACUUGGCGUCACCACGGCCUAUGCACAUUUAGUGUGGCAAAUCCAUACCGCAGACUUUGACAAUCCACAUAAUCUGGCGGCACGAUUUAGGAGCAAUUCCGCUGUGGGAGCCUUGAUUUUUGGUUCCAUUGCGGCUGGUGGCUACUUUCAAUAACAAAUAAUAGAGAGCAGUACUCAGGUUAAGCAUGGUUCCAACGUUCGCAGUUGAUGGCGAUUGACUAGCUAUGCAUUUUCUGAGGGCCGGUGAACCGAUGCAUCAAGGUAUUACAAGAGCCCAAAACAUGG
Seminavis robusta is the source of this 867-nucleotide messenger RNA. The record is from the annotation of a GenBank genome assembly. Lineage: Eukaryota; Bacillariophyta; Bacillariophyceae; Naviculales; Naviculaceae.